AUGGAGUUAUUGUUGUCAUUAUCCAUCUGGAUUUUCAUCCCCGAAGUAGUAUUAAAAGGAACGCCGACAUUUGGUGACGCUAUCUGCCAAUUUGUAGGAUUCAUUACUGCCAUGUUAGCCACAGGUUCCAUUUAUUCCAUGGCCUUAAUUGCAAUAAAUCGAUAUUUCCUCAUGGUAAAAUCGAACCUUCAUCGCAAGUACUUUACAAAGAGGAACGCUUAUAUAUCGAUCGCUGUGUCAUGGAUCUUGGCUGGAAAUUUUCCUGUGUCUUACAUGCUUCUCGGCAACAAGUUUAAAUUUCAUCCCGGAAAGGGGAUUUACCAAAGAGUGAAAGAACACAACGCAUUACUGAGACACCAUGGAGGUGGAAAUGGAAGCGGCAGCGGAAUUUCAGCGAAGGAAAUUAAAGUAACAAAACUUUUGUUUGCUAUCGUACUGAGUUACACGAUUUGCUGGACGCCAUUUUAUGUCAUCGAUUUAGCUGGAGUAUUUCUUGGCCAAUAUUUCGCCCCUCGCCUUGUUUACGUGUUUUAUAGCAUUGUUGUUGGUAGCACUACCGCCAUCAGCCCGAUAAUAUAUGGCGUUUUCAACAGAGAGCUCAAAGGCGAAAUCGUAAAACUUUUAAAAUCUAAAUGCUGUUGCUUUUGCAAUAAAUUCAAAGUUGGAGUACCUGUGACAACCUCAAAUAGGCGUUCAUGA
This is a messenger RNA of Pocillopora verrucosa, 699 nucleotides long. Lineage: Eukaryota; Metazoa; Cnidaria; Anthozoa; Scleractinia; Pocilloporidae. The record is from RefSeq and is a predicted model, not a curated record.